AUGUCGGCAAUGCUCAAAGUAGCUCAGCGAAUGGCUGCUGCUCGAUCUGUGCUAGCACGAAUGGGUGUGGCGCGUUCACGUGGACGAAUUAUAAUGGUGGCACGUGCUGGCUCAAACAGUCCCAAGGAAUAUCUCGACCCAACACCGGAGCCGUCUCAGCUGUUCUUUACGCCUCUUCCUCAUCCCCAACCUGUCCGAACCUCGAGAACAACGUCGAUUACUCUGGUGUGGACGUUGGUAGCACUCAAAGCGCUUCAGCGGAUGGAUGUUGCGCAGCCUGUUCCGGCAAUAGUGCGUGUGGUGCAUUCACUUGGACGAGUUACAACGGUGGAACGUGCUGGUUAA
Molecule: messenger RNA, 345 nt
Organism: Plasmopara halstedii
Lineage: Eukaryota; Oomycota; Peronosporomycetes; Peronosporales; Peronosporaceae
Exons: 1
Coding region: 1-345 (114 amino acids)
Source: RefSeq, a predicted model, not a curated record